GUGAUGUUUUUGCCUUUUAUAUAUCUCAGGUCGGAGUACAAUGCUUUCUGGCGAUGUGUUCAGGCUGGAGCCACAUACCUGUGUGUACAACUUUGCAAGGUUAGUACCAGGGAGGGACAGGGUGGUUUAUGUAGGAGGGGUGAGUGAAGGGUGUCCCUGCUGUCUGCAAAGUGGAGGAGGAGAGACAAAGUGGUGUGUGGCUGAGAUGUGUAUAUGGAGGAGUGAUUAAAUGGCCUAUUAUAUUUUGUUUGCUAGGGAAUCAUUUUUGUCACAACGUUUACAACAGUGACCUUCUGAUGACUGGUGAGAAAGUAAUUUGAUGUCUAGUGGGAAGCAGGGACACAAGUGGGAUGUCUGGUUUACACUGGAGUUGUGUGAUGUGUUCUCAAGAUGUGCACUUAAGUGUUACGCACAGUGAUUUGCUUACUCUGGACCAAAUGGGUAGAAUGAUUACUUUGCUGAGGAUGUGGUGAGAGACGUGAGUUAACAUAUCUAUGCUGGAGUGGUGGGGAGAGAAUUGCGUUGUCAGAUCUUUGCUGGAGUGGUGGGGAGAGAAUUGUGUUGUCAGAUCUAUGCUGGAGUGGUGGAGUAGAGCGUCAGAUCUAUGCUGGAGUGGUGGAGUAGAGCGUCAGAUCUAUGCUGGAGUGGUGGGGAGAGAAUCGCGUUGUCAGAUCUAUGCUGGAGUGGUGGGGAGAGCGUCACGUUGUCAGAUCUAUGCUGGAGUGGUGGGGAGAGCGUCACGUUGUCAGAUCUAUGCUGGAGUGGUGGGGAGAUCGUCACGUUGUCAGAUCUAUGCUGGAGUGGUGGGGAGAGCGUCACGUUGUCAGAUCUAUGCUGGAGUGGUGAGGAGAGUGUCACGUUGUCAGAUCUAUGCUGGAUGGGCCAGGGUAAACAUCUCAUCUGCUUGAGAAAUUGGGAAGCUGCUAUUAUUCAUAGCUACACUCUUAAUCUUUCAAUUUACACAUUUUGUUUCUAUAGAUGCUAUUUCUUGCAACAUUUUUUCCCACGUGGGAAGGAGCUGCAGGAUCCUAUGAUUUUAUUGGGGUGAGAUACAAAGCAUUAUGUGCAUUGUCCCUUUUAUCCUAGGUUACACAUUGUCACAUUAGCCUAUCGUUGGUUUCAUUCAUGCAUCUUCUCUCUUUAACCUUUGUGUCUGUGUCCCAGGAAUUCAUGAAAGCUACAGUAGAUCUUGCAGAUUUGUUGGGACUGCAUUUAGUAAUGUCUCGAAAUGCAGGAAAAGGAGAAUACAAGAUCAUGGUGGCAGCGAUGGGAUGGGCCACAGCUGAGCUGGUUAUGUCCAGGUGAGAGACACUUUUCCUAAGCACAGCUGUUAAUGUAACAAUAAUAAAAGCUGACAUGUGUAAUGAUGUUGGUAAAAGCUUAAAGGAUCACUAUAGGGUGACAUGUAUUCCUGACCCCAUAGUGUUAAAACCACCAUCUGGGACCCUCAUGCCCCCUACAAAUAGCAAAAUCUUAUUUGUAUUCAAGCCUGAAGCUGUAGCUCUGCAUGCUGUUUGACUCAGAAUAGCAACCUGUCUGCUGACAUCAUCAGAAGUGGUGGCCUGAUCCAAUCACAGUGCUUCUCUAUAGGAUUGGCUGAGACUGACAAGGAUGCAGAUCAGGGGCAGAGCCAGCAUGAUUCAAACACAGCCCUGGCCAAUCAGCAUCUCCUCAUAGAGAUGAAUUGAAUCUCUAUAAGGAAAGUUCAGUGUCUGCAUGCAGAAGGAGGAGACGCUGAAUGUUUGGAUGUAUUUUUGGCAAAAUGAAUUUUUAUGUAAAUUGUUUUUCAUUUCAAAAUCUGAAUAUUUAAAAAAAAAACAUUUAAACUGAUCCCAUGGUUGGUUUAUUUACUGUUGCAGUAAUUAUUGUAGAUACGGAACACUGAGAUUUAAAAAAAAAAUGCUAUCUCAGCCUGUGUUCAGAGCGUAGUAUCCCUUUUCGUCAUCGCUUAAUUUAUAUCUAAUUUUCUCUUAUUUAAUUGGCCCUGGCACAUGGUUAAAUGCACCAAUAGUGGCUUCUUUCUCCAGCAUUUGAGUGGAGAAGCACGGUGUUUCUCUGUGCAUGCCUAUUUCCAAUCGCUUUUCUAUGAGAAGCAUUGGAUUUGAGCAGAUUUGUGGAAGACGUUGGCAGGCAUGCUGACAUCUUUAAAGGCGAAACAAGCAGCUUCAGUGGAGGAGGCCCAGUGUUGGAAACAAAGUGAGUAGUCUGUUAACUAAAUGAUUUUUGAUAACCAAGUUGGGUACUCAGAAGGGAACCUAUUGUCCAGAAAAACGAAACGCCAUUUUCGAGACUUUAAGUUCUUUCAUACAACCUAACUUGAUCAGAAUAGAACCUCACCAGCUCUUGGUAUUAAAUCGAGAGAUGGUGCCAUCGUAUUCUAGAAAAGAUAACAUCUGUAAGUUGCUGUAGUGUUUAUGCCACUUAGAUUGUCUAUUUAAUCAUGCCAUAAAAGUGUAAUAUUUAUUAGAAAUGUGAAAUAACUAUCACCAACAAUUUUGUGAACACUGUUUUGGUAUCCUGUUUAAAGAUACCAAAACAAGGGCUUUUCCAUCCUCUUCCCUCCACCAGAUGCCUUUACAUUUUUUAUUAUAAAUUCUCUAAAAAUUACUGACAUCAGCGUUUCUAAGACAACAUAAUACAUCUUACAACCCCUGACUUUCUCUAGAAACCGCAUAGUUAUAAGCUAAUAUGUCAUUCUCUGUAAUGUAAAAUUUGCGUCACCCGUAUAGUUUAGUUUAAAGGAACACUAUAGUCACAAAUUACUUUUAGCUAAAUAAAGCAGUUUUAGUGUAUAGAUCAUUCCCCUGCAAUUUCACUGCUCAAUUCACUGUCAUUUAGGAGUUAAAUCACUUUGUUUCUGUUUAUGCAGCCCAAGCCACACCUCCCCUGGCUAUGAUUGACAGAGCCUGCAUGAAAAAAAACUGGUUUCACUUUCAAACAGAUGUAAUUUACCUUAAAUAAUUGUGUCUCAAUCUCUAAAUUGAACUUUAAUCACAUACAGGAGGCUCUUGCAGGGUCUAGCAAGCUAUUAACAUAGCAGGGGGAUAAGAAAAUCUUAAUUAAACAGAACUUGCAAUAAAGAAAGCCUAAAUAGGGCUCUCUUUACAGGAAGUGUUUAUGGAAGGUUGUGCAAGUCACAUGCAGGGAGGUGUGACUAGGGUUCAUAAACAAAGGGAUUUAACUCCUAAAUGGCAGACUAUUGAGCAGUGAGGCUGCAGGGGCAUGUUCUAUACACCAAAACUGCUUCAUUAAGCUAAAGUUGUUCAGGUGACUAGUGUCCCUUUAAUGUUUUGUACUGUGAACUUACCACUUUUUUUCCAAUUCUUCACUUUUUUAUUUUUCUGUAGGUGCCUCCCCCUGUGGGUAGGUGCACGUGGGAUUGAAUUUGAUUGGAAAUACAUCCAGAUGAGCAUUGAUUCCAACAUCAGUUUGGUAAUUUUAGAAAUGAUAUUUUGAUGUCUGUCCCUACAGUGACCCAGUAAGUACCAGUCUGUAUUUUUUAUCUCCUGUUUGUAUUUCCCAGGUACACUAUAUGGCAGUAGCUGCCCUUGUAUGGAUGUGGACUCGCUAUGAUCUCCCCACUCAUUAUCGGCUUCCUGUUACGGUCCUUCUAGGGCUCAGCAUGUACAAAGCAUUUUUAAUGGAGUAAGUAUCUCUUCAAUUCUUUUGUUGGGAGCCCAUCUACUCCAUAUUGCCUUGUUGCUGUCCCUGACGUAUCUGCUUUGGUUCAUGUGAGUUAAUUACUGCACCACUGGGUAUAUCAUCAUAUUUUGACCUGAUAAGCGGUUUGACUGAAAUAGAUAAUCAGCAUUGCCUCUCUCACAUGUACAGCUUCACAUAAAGGUUGUUAUUUUAUUUCUCUUUAUGCAGUGAGUACUGUAACUGAUCAGGCUGAUAGGCAUGUUCUAAACGAUAGAGUAAAUUUGAUGCCUAAAUCAAGAUAUGGCUGUAAGAUAAUUAAGAAUAGCAAACAGACAGAAUUCACUCUGUCUUCUUACCAUGACUAGUCCUCGGAAAGUAGAGCCAAUAAUCUUUCAGGAAUUAAAAUUUUCUUGUUUUCUUGCAGCUGUUUUGUGCACGUUUUCUUGCUGGGAAGCUGGACGUCUCUUCUCCUGAAAGCUGUGGUCACUGGCCUGCUCUCCUUUAGCUGUCUCACUCUCUUUGUGAGUCUAGUUCACAGUAACUGAAGUAGCAAUGUCUCAAGUCACACGUGACAUGUAGAUUUGGUUCAAUCGAUUCCAAUAGGAAGGCAAUUUAAGGCUGACGGACUGUGUGUCAAUUUUGUUUUAAGUUAAUUUCAUACAAACUUUAUAUAAUAAUAAUAAUAAGUGGACCAUUACUCGUGGAUCCUGUGAUUGUAUAAUAAAAACCCGUUGGAUAUGAGUGGAAAUCCUUUAUUACUAAUUCUGUUUGUUUUUGUAAGUAUUUCGUAAAACUGCUGAUUACUUUUAGCAUGAAUUUAAGUGCUAAAAUAUCAUCCUCUUAGAGGAUCUUCCCCUGGGGGAAAAAC
This is a messenger RNA of Pelobates cultripes (western spadefoot toad), 4510 nucleotides long. The record is from the annotation of a GenBank genome assembly. Lineage: Eukaryota; Metazoa; Chordata; Amphibia; Anura; Pelobatidae.